AUGCAGGCGUGCGAGGGCGCCACGGCGGGACGCCAGGCCUUCGACAGCAUCUGCCCCAACCGGAUGCUGGAGCUGCGAGGCCGGGCCCUCGGCAAGCCGGGGAAGCCAGAGAGGAAGUUCGCCCCUCCGCGGACGUUCUUCUCUGGCUGCAGCGGCGGCAGCCCGGUGUCGGUGUACGAGGACCCUCCGGGCGCCGAGCCCGCUACGCUGCCCGCCCUCACCACCAUCGAUCUGCAGGACCUGGCCGACUGCUCGCUCCUCGGGCCAGACGCGCCGCCUGCCGGUGACUCGGCCGCCUGGCAGAGCCCCGCCGCCCCGCCGACGGCGGCGGACUUCGGUCUGCAGGGUUUCAGGGACACGGUGGAGGAUCUCAUCGCAGACGCGUCCUCCUUGAUGUCGCCUCCCCUGGCCAGCGGAGACUUCCCCUUCUCUCCUUGGGACGCACUGCCCUUCGGACCCUGCCUGUCCCAGCCGCUGGACCCGCUCGCCCUGCCGCCACCACCGCCGCGCCCUGCGGAGGCGCUCCGCUCGGAGCAGUACUGGAAGGAGGUGGCCGACCAGAACCAGAGGGCGCUGGGGGACGCGCUGGUUGAGAACAACCAACUGCACGCGACGCUGACCCAGAAACAGGAGGAGAUCGCGUCGCUCAAGGAGCGCAACGUGCGGCUGAAGGAGCUCGCCAGUCGAACCCGGCACCUGGCCUCGGUGCUGGACAAGCUGAUGAUCACGCAGGCCCGGGAUUGCGGGGCGGCCGCGGAGCCCUGCCUGCUCAAGGCCGCUGCCAAGAGGAGCCUGGAGGAGCUGCUCGCAGCCGCGGGGCAGGACUGCGCGCAAGCGGACGCCAUCCUGAGGGAUAUCUCCGAGCACUGCGACGAAGCGCUGCAGAGCCGUGACCCCAAACGGCUCCGCCUGCAGCCGGAGUCGGCGAGCCUGACCCGCCCGCCCGGGCAGCUGCACGGCGCCUUCCGUGGGCUGCACACGGACUGCAGCGCGCGCGCGCUGGACCUGAGCCACGGGGAGCUGGAGGAGGGCGGCUCCUUCUGCACCCCCAUCCGCAGCCACAGCACCAUCCGCACCCUCGCCUUCCCCCAGGGCAACGCCUUCACCAUUCGGACGGCCAACGGGGGCUACAAGUUCCGCUGGGUCCCCAGCUGAGCUGGCGUGCGGUCCCUCCGCAACGCUGCCCGCACCCUGAGCGCAGCGCCUGGAGGCUCAGCGGGCGGGGCUGGAACUGUUUCCUGCACCCGGCUUCUCAGACUCCCCCGGCGGGGCCAGGGCCACCUGACGCUGAUUUUUUUCCAGGAGCAAAUCCCAACACUGACGCACUGAAAGUUCUGGGACAAACACUGUCCAUCCCCCCACCUUCACAGCCGAACGGCACGAGUGCACGCAUAAACGCACACGUGUGCGUGUGCCCCGCAGUCCAUCCGCCUUACAUCCCGAACUGUCAGAGCUGGGAGGGGCUUAGAACCCACUUAGCUAUUUUAUCCUAUAAAGUGCCCUGGUUGUAUAAGAGGGGAAAGGAGGGUUUAAGAUAUUGAGUCAUUUCUGCAACAAGAGGCAUUCUUGGGGACUUCCAGUCGCUCACACUCACUACUCGGGCUGCACAUUUUUAAAUAACAUUUUAAUUUUUAAAAGAUUUUAUUUAUUUUUGGAGAGAGGGGAGAGGAGAAAGAGAGAGAGAAACAUCAGUGCAUGGUUGCC
This is a messenger RNA of Phyllostomus hastatus (greater spear-nosed bat), 1704 nucleotides long. It is a transcript of the gene MCIDAS, whose product is annotated as multiciliate differentiation and DNA synthesis associated cell cycle protein. Gene Ontology annotation, cellular component: nucleus. The transcript has 7 exons. Lineage: Eukaryota; Metazoa; Chordata; Mammalia; Chiroptera; Phyllostomidae. The coding region runs from base 1 to 1155 and encodes 384 amino acids. The record is from RefSeq and is a predicted model, not a curated record. Gene Ontology annotation, biological process: negative regulation of DNA replication; negative regulation of cell cycle.